UCCUUCUCUAUCACUUCUUUUCACAUCUCUCUUUCCUUUUUCCUCUCAGAAACUACGAAGAAGACAAAGCUUUCCCCUUUGAUUUCCUCUUCAAAAGUCUUCGGUUUUGCACAACGGUUAACACCCAUAUGAUCACCUACUAAAAAUACAUAUUUAUUUAUAUAUAUAUAUACACACGUAAAUUUGUAGAUAUAGUUGAUAGUGUUAAAUGAGGUGUAAGAAACAUACCGCCGAUUUCAGCGGCACCGUCGGCGUCUGCGCUUCCUGUCUCCGGGAGCGCCUCUUCGAACUCAUCGCCAAGCAGGCGGAGGCACAGCAGAAGGCGCAGCUGUCGCGAGCGGAGUCACGCGCCUCUGCUUUGACGGAGGAUCCCAGGAAGUCCGACGCGGCUCUGCCACAGCCGCCUCCGCUGUCCUUCCCUCGGUCCGUGUCGCCCUACGUAGCUCGGCGCAAAUCGGACGAGUCUACGUGGCAGCACAACACCUGUUCAGACCGACGAUUCUACAGCACUCCGCAGGUGGGUCCUACCUACGCGGCCAACACCUUUGCCACCGUUGAGGCUUGUAGGAAGAAGAACGGGGGGAGGUUCUCGCUGUUGACGAGACUGUUCAGGUCCAGAUCCGAGAAAAUCGAAUCGGAUCCUAGGGUUUCGUCUCAGGAAUCGUGCGGGCCCUCGUCGUCGGGGACGAUCGCUUCUUCUCCCCAAUGGCUCUCCGCGAUCUUCUCCGGCAGCCGGAGAAAGAAUUCGCGGCUCUUCGUCGUAGAAGAACCCUCUGCCGCCGAGAACAGAAAGUCUCGCCCGAUAACCGAUCGAGGAAUGUCUCCGGUGAGGACGGCGGAUUCGGACAAUGAAUGCGAUCGAUCUCCUUCAGCUAGCGGGUACUCUUCGGAGUCGUGGAGGUCUCCGGCGUUCGCGGUGCGCAAGGCGCGGCAGGGACACAGCCGGAACGUGCCUGGAAUGGCGUUCUGCCUGAGCCCGCUGGUGAGGGCGAGCCCUGGCCGGCACUGGAGCAAGAAGGGCUUGCCGCCGGAUAUGGCGGUCUCCGGAGAGGCCAGGGCUCCGAUGAAGCCGCAUCUCUCCACGGCAGCGUCUUUUUGCAAGAACCGGUCGAGGAAGCUCGCGGAUUUCGGGAGAGUCCACCACAACCGUUGAUUCUAUUGACCGUUGACAUUUCCCUCGCCGUUGAUGGUGCUCUCACGUAAAAUUACUCUUUUUACCCCUAUAUUCCUUUACGUUAUUCGUUUUUUUUUUUUUUUUUUUUUGUAUGGUUCAUAAUUUUAAAUUACAAAUGAGAGAAAGAGAGAGAGGAUUGCGUGUUUCCUUCAUACGAAUGUUCAUUAUCACAGACAAAUUAUUAUUUUUUCUUUAAUGUGAAUAUGUGAUUCUUUCUAAAUUACCUCA
Corylus avellana is the source of this 1402-nucleotide messenger RNA. RefSeq lists its product as uncharacterized. Lineage: Eukaryota; Viridiplantae; Streptophyta; Magnoliopsida; Fagales; Betulaceae. The record is from RefSeq and is a predicted model, not a curated record.